This is a messenger RNA of Oldenlandia corymbosa var. corymbosa, 1794 nucleotides long. The record is from the annotation of a GenBank genome assembly. NCBI's taxonomy places the organism in Eukaryota, Viridiplantae, Streptophyta, Magnoliopsida, Gentianales, Rubiaceae.
AAAAAAAUGAUCGUGAAGAAGUGGGAUCGAUGGGGGCUAAGGCUCACACAGACAUCCAUAAUAAAUAAGAACCUCUCCUUUAACUUUAUACAAAUCUCCACCUCUUUUGUUCUCAACACAACUUUUCUUUCUGCAACUCUCUCUUUGCUGAUGAUGUGAUUCUCCACCCAAAAAAUUAACACCCCUCCAUUAGACCUUUACAAAAAGAACAAAGCUAUGGUAUUCUCAUCUCUUCCUCCCUACGUAGAUCCUCCCAACUGGCCACUGCAACAAGAUCAUCAUCCUCAACAAGGAGGUGGACCACCAGCUGGAGGGAUCAAUAAUUCUCAGCAACAGCUCCCACCGCCACUCAUGCCACCGCCGCCUCCUCCUGCAUUGGGCGGCGGUGGAGCCGUCACCACCUCGAUUAGACCCGGAUCAAUGGCGGAACGAGCCCGGAUAGCGAAACUACCCCAACCGGAAACAUCACCGAGGUGCCCUAGAUGCGACUCAACCAACACGAAAUUCUGUUACUUCAACAACUACAGCCUUACUCAGCCACGUCAUUUCUGCAAGACUUGCCGCCGGUACUGGACUCGAGGCGGCGCGUUGAGGAACGUCCCUGUCGGCGGAGGAUGCCGGAGGAACAAAAGGAGCAAAAGUACUACCACUAGAUCAUCAAAGUCUCCAAUCACCGGAGCUGGUGGUGAAUGCCAAGCAAGCAGCAGCUCCACCACCUCAACAAGUACAGUUUCUAAUUCCAACAUGAGUUGCUCCACUGAUAACAUUUUAUUAGGUCAUUUUCAGUUGCCGAUAUCAGGCCUGAAUCAAGCCCAUCUCUCUAAUUUCUUUCCGUCCCAUUUGCAUAAUCUCGCUGAAUUGGGGAAUGCUGAAAAUAUUGGAUUGGGUUUUGGGCCGCUUAAUUUACGUGGUGAUCAGUGGAGAACUCAGCCACCACAACUUCCUUUCUUGGCUGGUAAUUUAGAACAAUUUGAAUCCGGUUCUGGCCAAGGUCAGCCGUUUGGAUUUGGAGAUGGGAAUAUGGAUCAGCUUAAAACCAGAACAAUGGAAACAGCCGCAGGGGUAGUGGAUUCUGUGAAAGAGGAAGGAAACCAUAAUCAACAAGCGCUUAUAAAUUUGUCAAGGAAUUUCUUGAGUAUUAAUCCAGGGAAUGAAGAACAGUAUUGGGGUACUACUACUAAUUAUGGAAAUGCAUGGUCAGAUUUGUCUGGUUCUACUUCUUCAGCUACACAUCUCAUUUGAUAAUUCUCCUUCUUUAAACCCUAAAAUCUAUAUAUAGAGUUACAUGUUUGGGGUGAGAAGUAAUACUAGCUAGUUUCCAGUUUCGUUUUUGAGUUAGAUGCCCAAGUUUUUUUCCACUAAAGUAAUCACGAUCUUCAAAGAGAGUGACCGUGACUUGAUGAAGAUCGAUGCCCAAGUUGUUUGAUGAAUGAUGAGAUCACUUCUGAAGAUUUGCUUGGCAGCUCUACUGAUCUGAGUUUGAUUAUUUCGUUGCUUUGGUGUUCUUAUGGGUAUGCUUAGGCAAGUACUGGAGUAGAGUGGUCGAGGUGUAGAUACCACCAUAAUGUGUUUGAUGUUUCAUAACAGAAAAGCUAUAUUGUUUUGAGAGAUUAGAAUUUCAAUGUAGUAAUUAAGUUUCUUCUUCUUCUUUUUAAUUUUUUUUUUCCCUUUUAACUUAUAUUCUUUUUCUUGAUUCAAUUCUGUAAAAAUAUUCAUAUACCCAGCUCAAUUAGAUCACUCUAGUCAUGAAUAUUCGUGAUCAUCUUUAGUUUUGAUAAUUAGUAGAAACUUGGC